Culex quinquefasciatus (southern house mosquito) is the source of this 1391-nucleotide messenger RNA. RefSeq names its product U4/U6.U5 small nuclear ribonucleoprotein 27 kDa protein (gene ytr). The transcript has 4 exons. The record is from RefSeq and is a predicted model, not a curated record. The coding region runs from base 147 to 635 and encodes 162 amino acids. Lineage: Eukaryota; Metazoa; Arthropoda; Insecta; Diptera; Culicidae. Gene Ontology annotation, biological process: RNA splicing. Gene Ontology annotation, cellular component: precatalytic spliceosome.
CGUUGCGUGUAAUCAACAGCAUCAAUCAGCCAUCACUGUCAAAAGUGCUCAAAAGCCGAAAGAGCGCAGUUUUCGUUCGUUGUCUCGCUGUUGUUUCUCCCCGGAUUUAAGAUUAAUGGCUGUUCGUGAUAGAUGCCCGCCUUAGAAUGCCGUCGUCUCCAAGAAGAAAAGCACACCGAGAAAAACGCCGCGACCGCGACGAAACUCGUCCCUCUGGCAGGGAAAGACGGCGGUCAACCGAACGCGACAAGAGCCGGGAUAGAAGUCGGGAGCGUCGAGAGCGAGACAGAGAUCGAGAACGAGAACUGCGACAGCGUGAUUAUCGACGAAGAUCGAGGUCGCGAUCAUUCGAUCGGGACAGAGGUCGUGACAAGUCACCGUUGCCGUCAUCAUCAUCUACCUCGUCCAGACGUCUGCACACAAAGCCUGUAGUAACGGAAGCAGACCUCGAGGGAAAAAGUCCGGAAGAGCAGGAAAUGAUGAAAACGAUGGGUUUUUGUGGUUUUGACACAACCAAGGGUAAGAAGGUUGAAGGGAACAAUGUGGGCGAAGUCCACGUUAUCCUGAAACGCAAAUACCGUCAGUACAUGAACCGCAAGGGAGGCUUCAAUCGACCCCUGGACUUUGUCGCAUAGUUGUUUUCACUGACAUCAUUAGUUUACAAACUAUUUAGCUUUCUUUGUUACGCAGUUGUAACAGCUUUAAUGUUACGCUGCUACUGCUGGAUUUGGUUAUAUUACGGUUUUUGCUCUUUAUAUUUCACAAUUAAUUCAUAACAUAUGGGUGUAUCAAAGUGAUCCUUAGUAUCCAGUUUAUCCUCCACAAUGUACAAUAGUCGCAACACACAACAAACGGGUUCCACAACACUGCAAUAGUAAUUUUUCAUAUACAAACAAUCCAUUACAAAAUUUACCACAGAAUGCAAUAGCCAAAGAAGAAGUGUGAAAGCGGUACAUUCAAUACGGAAUCAGUAUGUUGAUAAGUGCCUUCAAACAUAACAUUUAAUACAUUUUCUUCAAAAUUAAUUACGAACAAAUAUUUAAUUUUCCAACCGGUUUCUCAAUGUACGUUAAUUCAGCCCUCACUCCAAGUAUUGGUCCAAGCGAGUAAAAUUUAAAAAAAUAUAAGUAAGCAUAGUAAGCAAGUUCAAGUUUAGCAUAGUGCAAAACAAAAAAAGUUAUUGUUUUGGAAAAUGUAUGUUUGGAUGUCCGCAAUCUACACUUCUUUUAUAUACACACACACAACAACCUCAAAUAGUUCUAUUCAAUACAGUAAACAGCAUCAUCAAAACAGAAACUUUAAUAUACCUCAUAUAUUAAGUACAUACAAAACCAAUUAUAUAUUCGUCAAUAAGCAAAUAAUAAAAACAACAAUGCGUCGAAUUUCCCAUA